GCGCCGUGUCCGCCCGAGCAAGCGCGGGCUCUCUGGCAUCUUCUGCUUUGGGUUUUUGAGCAGAUAUUUUUUGGAAACUGAUAAAUACAAAAUGGCUGGAAAUCAAACAAGCACCCAAAGAAGUGCUUAGAUUCCUCACAUUCUUUUAAAAAUAACUUGCUUCCAAAAUGUCAGUAUACACUGCUCAUAAUAGACACAACAGUGAUGUCCUUGAAGUUCCUUCUACCCACAAGAGUUCCUCAGAGAAUGCCCCCACCCUCAGCAGCCAGCUGAAGAUGCAUUUGAAGUCAGAUGUGUCAGAAAGUGAAAAUGAUGAUCAUCCAUUAGGAAGAUCUGCAACUGAAAUCAGAGAUGUAAACUGCACUUAUGUUAUUUCUGCCUGUAAGAGAACAGGAGACAUGCCCCUUUCUCCUAACCCUGUGGGUAGACUGACACUUCAGAGAAGAGCUACAAGGAACAAGGGAUCAUCUUUACCUGGUAGUGAGUUGGGAGACACAACUACAAAAAUAGCAGAUACAAGUCUUACAUUACAACGUCGUCGUGCUAAAACUGGUUCUGUGGAAAAGUGGAAAACAGCUAAAGGAGAUUCUGUUGAAAAGCGGCAGACAGAACAUCAUAUGGGAGGUGACACGGAAAAUGAAUGUGCUUCACAGGAAAAUAAGAUAAAUGCAAAGAUUAUGAGUAAUAAAAACACUCCUGUUGCAUCCUGUGAGAUUUUAGCUGAAGAUUCAAAUGGCAUUGAAAUGAUGGUUGAUGAGAAAUACAAAGACACAUUUCCUGCUCUCAGUAGGGCAGAUGAAAAUGUGACACUUAAGUAUUUACGCAGUAUAGCACCUGUUGCUCUCCAGAGUCACACUGACAGUAGAUCAGGACACUUAGCAAUGAAACCUAUUAAGACCAAGCUGGAUAUCAAAGUUUCAGGAACAGGAGACUUACAUCAUGGAAGCAUUGGGAAAGAUGUUGCAAAAAAUUCGAAUAAAUUUGGAAACUUAGAAACAAGAACCCCUGUGAAAUGUGUAACAGAACACAAAGUAACACCGAAAUAUGGCCAGCCCCAGCUUAAAAGCCCAGCUGCAUCAAUACUGAAAAGUAGGAUGCCUAGCCUUCAAGUUAGGCAAAGGUCAAAAAAUUCUCUGGUUGCAAAUAACAGAGAAAAGUCACAAGAAAAUACACUCCCUCCAGAAGAAAAAACUGCAGUUCAGAAUACUUCUACAGAAACAGACCCCUUAAAAGUAGAGAAUAGUCAAGUGACAGUGGCUGUGCGUGUGAGGCCUUUCAGCAAAAGAGAGAAGAUUGAGAAUGCAUCCCAGGUGGUCUUCACUAAUGGAGAAGAAAUAGCUGUGGAACAUCCUGAUAUGAAACAAGUUUAUACUUUCAUUUAUGAUGUUUCAUUCUGGUCUUUUGAUGACUGUCAUCCUCACUAUGCUAGCCAGAGUACUGUGUAUGAGAAGCUGGCAGCACCCCUCCUAGAAAGAGCCUUCGAAGGCUAUAAUACCUGCCUGUUUGCUUAUGGUCAGACUGGCUCUGGAAAGUCAUAUACGAUGAUGGGACUUAAUGAAGAACCAGGAAUAAUUCCGAGAUUUUGUGAAGAUCUUUUUGCUCAAAUAGCCAAAAAACAAACCUCAGAGGUCAGCUACCAUAUUGAAAUGAGUUUCUUUGAAGUUUAUAAUGAAAAAAUUCAUGACCUUCUGGUUUGUAAAGGUGAAAAUGGGCAGAAAAAACAACCACUGAGAGUAAGAGAGCAUCCAGUGUCUGGGCCGUAUGUUGAAGCACUGUCCAUGAAUGUUGUCAAUUCUUACUCGGAUAUUCAGAGUUGGCUGGAGUUGGGAAAUAAACAAAGAGCAACCGCUGCUACUGGUAUGAAUGAUAAAAGCUCUCGUUCUCAUUCAGUUUUUACCCUGGUGAUGACCCAGACCAAGACUGAGUUCGUGGAAGGGGAAGAACAUGAUCACAGAAUAACAAGCCGUAUCAACCUAAUAGACUUGGCUGGCAGUGAACGCUGCUCUACUGCCCAUACAAGUGGAGAUCGACUGAAGGAAGGUGUGAGCAUUAACAAGUCCUUGCUAACUCUGGGGAAGGUUAUCUUUGCACUCUCUGAACAAGGAAACCGAAAGAGAGCUUUUAUUCCGUAUCGUGAAUCUGUUCUUACAUGGCUAUUAAAAGAAAGCCUGGGUGGAAAUUCAAAAACAGCAAUGAUAGCUACAAUCAGUCCUGCUGCUAGCAACAUAGAAGAAACAUUAAGCACACUUAGAUAUGCCAACCAAGCUCGUAUGAUAGUUAAUAUUGCCAAAGUAAAUGAAGACAUGAAUGCUAAGUUAAUCAGAGAACUGAAAGCAGAAAUUGAAAAGUUAAAAGCUGCUCAGAGAAACAACUGGAAUAUUGAUCCUGAACGAUACAGACUUUGUCGACAAGAAAUAGUAGCCUUAAGAAUGAAACUGCAUCAACAGGAGAGAGACAUGGUGGAAAUGCAAAGAGUUUGGAAAGAAAAAUUUGAACAAGCUGAAAAAAGAAAACUUCAAGAAACAGAGGAGUUGCAGAAAGCUGGGGUUACUUUUCAAAGGGACAACCACUUGCCAAACCUCGUUAAUCUCAGUGAAGACCCACAACUAUCUGAGAUGCUGCUAUAUAUGAUCAAAGAAGGAACAACUACAGUUGGAAAGUAUAAACCAAACUCAAAACAUGAUAUUCAGUUAUCUGGAGUACUGAUUGCAGAUGAUCAUUGUACUAUAAAAAAUGUUGGAGGGACAGUGAGUAUUAUCUCAGUUGGAGAAGCAAAGACAUAUGUAAAUGGAAAACAUAUUUUGGAACCCACAGUAUUACAUCAUGGUGAUCGGGUGAUUCUUGGUGGAGAUCAUUAUUUUAGAUUCAAUCAUCCAAUUGAAGUCCAAAAAGGGAAAAGACCAUCCAGUAGAGAUACUCUUAUAAGUGAGGGCCCCAAAGACUUUGAAUUUGCUAAAAAUGAGUUGUUUAUGGCACAAAGAUCACAACUUGAAGCAGAAAUAAAAGAGGCCCAGUUGAAGGCAAAGGAAGAAAUGAUUCAAGGAAUCCAAAUUGCAAAAGAAAUGGCUCAGCAAGAGCUUUCUUCUCAAAAGGCUGCAUAUGAAAGCAAAAUACAAGCUCUGGAAGCAGAACUGAGAGAAGAGUCUCAAAGGAAGAAAACACAGGAAAUAAGAAAUCAAAAGGCUAACAAGAAAAUUGAGGAAUUAGAAAAGGCAAACCAGCAUCUUGAGCAAGAAGUUUAUGUCAACAAAAAGCGGUUAGAAAUGGAGACUUUGGCAACAAAGCAGGCUUUAGAAGAUCAUAGUAUCCGCCAUGCAAGAAUUUUGGAAGCUUUAGAAAUUGAAAAGCAAAAAAUUGCUAAAGAAGUACAAAUUCUCCAGCAGAAUCAGGCUAGCAGGGACAAAACUUUUACAAUUCAGUCAAGUUGGAGCUCUAUGAAACUCUCCAUGAUGAUUCAGGAAGCCAAUGCCAUCAGUAACAAAUUUAAAAAAUAUUAUGUUUUUGGCAGAGAUGAGACAUCGGACAAAGGCAACCCUGAAACUUCUGUUCGGGUUCGUAACCUCAAACUUGGCAUCUCAACUUUCUGGAGUUUGGAAAAAUUUGAAUCUAAGCUUGCAGCAAUGAAAGAGCUUUAUGAGAGUAAUGGUAAUAACAGGGGUGAAGAUGUCUUCUGUGAUCCUGAAGAUGAAUGGGAGCCUGACAUUACAAAUGCACCAGUUUCUUCACUUUCUAGAAGGAGGAGCAGAAGUUUAAUGAAGAAUAGGAGAAUUUCUGGUUGUUUACAUGACAUACAGGUCCACUCAUUUCCGAAAUUACAUUCUUCACAUUCAUCAGGCUUAAUGGAGAAAUCAAGCACAAUUUACUCAAAUUUGGCAGAAUCGUUUCUUCCUGGAAUUUGUAAGGACUUGAUUGGCUCAUCAGUGGAUUUUCUUACACAGAGUUAUGAUGAAGAAAAAACAAUAGCAGAUAGCCUGAUGAAUAAUCUCCUUAAAAUUUAUAAUGGGCUCUUUGCCAUUUCCAAAGCUCAUGAAGAACAAGAUGAAGAAACUCCAGAUAAUUUGUUCUCUUCCGAUCGAGCAGCACAGGUACUUAUCAUCCAGAUUGCGUGUGCUUUUGAGCAGCUUGCAGUUUUACUCAGACACUGGCUGGCUGAUUUUCCACCUUGUAACAACACAGUGAGGCUUGAAGAUGAGUUGAGACAAGAGGCUAAAAAGCUGGGAGGCUACUUACAAUUAUUUUUGCAGGGGUGCUGUUCAGAUAUUUCAUCAAUGGUAAAAGAAGCUCAAAAGAAAGUAAUCCGAACUAUACAACAAGCUGUUCAGCAUGUGGGACAGUUAGCAGUUCUAAAAGGAAGCAAGCUGUGGUUUUUGGAAAACAGUAGUAAGACCGCUAAUGUCCAGGAGGAAUUCAUGGUUUCUCUUUGGGAUGGUGCAGCCUCGGGGAUGAGUAUUCUAUUAGAUUCAGGACUGGAAAAAGCAAAAGAACUUCAGGAGGACCUCUUAAGGCAAAGUGCACAUAACGAGGUUUCUAAGCAUAUGCAAGCUAAUGCCAUAGGAUUGAUCAGAUGUCUUGAAGAUAUCUUUUCUGAGUGGAAAAUAAAAAGCUUCAGAACUCAAGUACAAGAAGGUUCUAGAAAUCAAGAUUCUAAGAAGAUUAUUAAUUUUGCUCCAGAAUUCUUGAAGUUAAAACACUGUUUUGAGAAAACAAUCCAAAUUAUUACUUCUUCACUAAAAGGGUGCCCUGGGGAUAUACAUCUUCUCAAAAGUUGCACUGAAACUAUCUGCAACCUAGUUAGUAAUGUUCUUAUUGACCUCAGUGAGACCUCUAUUUCUGCUGACAGCUGUGAGAAUAAAAUACUUCCUGUUGGUUGUGGGGAGCUAGAAUCUCUAGCUAAGUCACUGAUCUUAGUUUUUGAAUCUGGAGAAAGAUCUGGUUUGUUAAAACCCUUGGAAACUUGUAAUCAAAAUACUCAAGAAGAAGAAGAAGAAGGAGAAAAAGGAGAAGAGUACAAGUCAAGAAGGGCUGGCUGCAGUAGUGGUGUGUCAAAGUGUGUCCAAGAAUUGCACAGCAGUGUAUCUCCAGCAGUGCACUCACAGGGGUGCACAACCAGUAGGAUCCAGUGGGUUUGAAUGCAGUUGUGCAGGUACUUGGUUACCAUCCAUGGCCAAAAAGAAUACUCAGUAAUAGUUUUCCUUAUGCAGGAGGAACAUAAAUGAAAUCAGUGUAAAAAAAAAUCCAUAUCUAUUAACAUAGUGGAAUCUGGCUUCAGAAUGCCUGAAUGUGCACUCCGA
Jaculus jaculus (lesser Egyptian jerboa) is the source of this 5291-nucleotide messenger RNA. It is a transcript of the gene Kif14, whose product is annotated as kinesin family member 14. The transcript is spliced from 30 exons. Gene Ontology annotation, molecular function: cell adhesion molecule binding; microtubule motor activity; ATP binding. Lineage: Eukaryota; Metazoa; Chordata; Mammalia; Rodentia; Dipodidae. Gene Ontology annotation, cellular component: adherens junction. Bases 168 to 5129 code for a protein of 1653 amino acids. The record is from RefSeq and is a predicted model, not a curated record. Gene Ontology annotation, biological process: regulation of protein localization; microtubule-based movement.